Necator americanus (New World hookworm) is the source of this 387-nucleotide messenger RNA. RefSeq lists its product as uncharacterized. Lineage: Eukaryota; Metazoa; Nematoda; Chromadorea; Rhabditida; Ancylostomatidae. The record is from RefSeq and is a predicted model, not a curated record. The coding region runs from base 1 to 387 and encodes 128 amino acids. The transcript has a single exon.
AUGGACAACAUCGACGAGGAAUAUGACCGGCUCGUUGAACACCUUCACGACUGCACGAAGAAGGCUGAGAGUUUUAAAACCACCAGGAGGCGCCUGUCUCUUGAAACUCUUGAGCUGAUACGCCAGCGUGGAGCAGCACAAGCCGCAGGGAACCAAGAACUCACGUCCGAGCUCGCAAAGCUUUGCCGAGAGGCGAUAAAGGAAGACCUUAAUAAGAGAAGAGCAGAAGUGAUGGCUGAAGCUGCAGAGGCGGGGAAAAGCAUCCGCUAUGCCCGUCGAGACUUCGCCAGUCGCAAGACGAGGAUGACUGCUCUCCGGAACCCAAAGGGAACAGCCACUGCAUCGAGAAGAUGGGGUGGAGAAAAUCAUCUACGACUUCUACUCUGA